Messenger RNA from Nasonia vitripennis (jewel wasp), 747 nucleotides. Its product is annotated as vicilin-like seed storage protein At2g18540. The record is from RefSeq and is a predicted model, not a curated record. Bases 1 to 747 code for a protein of 248 amino acids. The transcript has a single exon. NCBI's taxonomy places the organism in Eukaryota, Metazoa, Arthropoda, Insecta, Hymenoptera, Pteromalidae.
AUGGAGUCGGACCACGAGGCGCUAGAGGUCGACCUCGAAUCGGGAAGGAGAAAGGAAAGGCAACGGAGGGAGGAAACAGUGAAGGUCUCAUGGUCAGAGAGGGCAAUCGAAGAAUAUAGAAGAUGGAUAGUUAGAGGGGGGGCCGCGAGGACGUGGGGGGAGAUCAAAGUGAAGGUAGGGAACGCGCUACAAUUCAAGAAAGGGAAACCAGGAAGAAGAGAGGAGGGAAAGUGGUGGGAUGAGGAGUGCAGGAGAAAGAAAGCAGAAAUGAGAAAGGCAAAAAAAGAGGUAGGAAAAGGGAGGAACAGCAUGGAGAAAUAUAGGCAGGUCAAAAGAGAGCUAAGAAACCUAUGCAGGAGAAAAAAAGAGGAGGGCCUAAAGUCAGAGAUAAAAGAGGCAAAGGAAGAUAGAACGGGCAAGAAAUUCUGGGACAUGGUCAAAAAGAGAAGGAAGAGAAGAAGGGAGGAAAUAGACAAGAGCAUAAGAGAUGAAAAAUGGUUAGAGCACUUUAAAGGGCAACUGGGGGAGAAAGUAGGACGGCAGGACGAAGAAAGGGGAGCGAUACUAGAAACGGGCAGUGAGAACGAGGGCGGAGAGGGAGAGAUAGAAGUGGACGAGGUGAGAAAGAUCAUAAGAAAAAUGAAGGAGAGAAAGGCACUUGGAGACGACGAAAUUCAAAACGAGGCAUGGAAACACGGAGAAGAUCUAAUGCUGGAAGAGUUAACGGAGAUUAUGGGGAAGAUAUAG